Mercurialis annua (annual mercury) is the source of this 2130-nucleotide messenger RNA. RefSeq names its product 2,3-bisphosphoglycerate-independent phosphoglycerate mutase. Gene Ontology annotation, molecular function: manganese ion binding. The record is from RefSeq and is a predicted model, not a curated record. Gene Ontology annotation, cellular component: cytoplasm. NCBI's taxonomy places the organism in Eukaryota, Viridiplantae, Streptophyta, Magnoliopsida, Malpighiales, Euphorbiaceae. The transcript is spliced from 10 exons. Bases 143 to 1822 code for a protein of 559 amino acids. Gene Ontology annotation, biological process: glucose catabolic process.
AAAGUCUACGGUCCAAAUCACGCACCCUACCCUGCUCUAUAUAUACACUAAUAAUCGCAAAUUCAAUUUUUUCUUAAUUCGCAGCUGCUUUAUUAUUAAAUAUUUUAAAAGAAUCUGAUUUUGAUUUGCUCAAUUAUAAGAGAUGGGAAGUUCAGGAGAUUCAUGGAAACUGGCGGACCAUCCAAAGCUGCCAAAAGGGAAGACUAUAGCCAUGGUUGUUUUGGAUGGCUGGGGUGAGGCUAAACCCGAUCAGUAUAACUGUAUUCAUGUCGCUGAGACUCCCACCAUGGACUCCUUUAAAAAGACGGCACCGGAGAAAUGGAGAUUGAUUAGGGCUCAUGGAACAGCAGUUGGACUUCCAACUGAAGAUGAUAUGGGUAACAGUGAAGUUGGUCACAACGCCCUUGGCGCUGGUCGUAUUUUCGCUCAAGGUGCAAAGCUUGUUGACGCUGCUCUCGCGACUGGAAAAAUAUAUGAAGGGGAGGGGUUUAAGUACAUUAAGGAAAGUUUUGACAAAGGUACUUUGCACCUCAUUGGAUUGAUGAGUGAUGGUGGAGUUCACUCCAGGUUGGAUCAAUUGCAAUUGUUGCUAAAAGGCGCUGCUGAGCAUGGUGCUAAAAGAAUUCGGGUCCAUGUUCUUACUGAUGGACGUGAUGUUAUAGAUGGCACUAGUGUUGGCUUUGCUGAAACUCUAGAGAAAGAGUUGGAAGAUUUAUGUAAGAAAGGUGUUGAUGCUCAGGUUGCAUCAGGUGGAGGCCGCAUGUAUGUUACAAUGGACCGUUAUGAGAAUGACUGGGAUGUAGUAAAAAGAGGAUGGGAUGCUCAGGUUCUUGGUGAAGCCCCACACAAGUUUAAGAGUGCCGUUGAAGCCAUCAAGAAAUUGAGGGAAGCACCCAAAUCUAAUGAUCAGUACUUACCUCCGUUCGUCAUUGUUGAUGAUAAUGGGAAGCCUGUUGGUCCAAUUGUGGAUGGUGAUGCUGUUGUCACAGUUAACUUCCGUGCAGAUCGCAUGGUUAUGCUUGCUAAGGCGCUCGAGUAUGAGGAUUUUGACAAAUUUGAUAGAGUUCGAUUCCCUAAAAUCCGUUAUGCUGGCAUGCUUCAAUAUGACGGUGAACUGAAGCUUCCAAACUAUUACCUUGUAUCUCCUCCUGAGAUAGAAAGAACAUCUGGUGAAUAUUUAGUGCACAAUGGUGUUGCUACCUUCGCUUGCAGCGAGACUGUCAAAUUUGGUCAUGUCACUUUCUUUUGGAAUGGAAAUCGCUCUGGUUGUUUCAACCCAGAAAUGGAGGAAUAUGUAGAGAUUCCCAGUGAUGUUGGAAUUACAUUCAAUGUCCAACCAAAGAUGAAGGCAAUUGAGAUUGCAGAGAAGGCAAGGGAUGCUAUCCUCAGCGGCAAGUUCCAGCAAGUUCGUGUUAAUAUACCAAAUAGUGACAUGGUUGGACAUACUGGAGAUAUUGAAGCAACAGUUGUGGCAUGCAAGGCUGCCGAUGAAGCCGUCAAGAUGAUCAUUGAUGCUAUAGAGCAAGUUGGUGGAAUAUUUGUUGUUACUGCAGAUCAUGGCAAUGCUGAAGACAUGGUGAAGAGGGACAAAUCUGGGAAACCUGCUGCCGACAAGAGUGGCAACAUUCAGAUUCUCACAUCUCACACUCUUCAGCCAGUGCCUAUUGCAAUUGGAGGUCCCGGAUUAGCCCCAGGUGUCAGGUUCCGCAAUGAUGUCCCUGAUGGCGGACUUGCUAACGUGGCUGCAACUGUGAUGAAUCUCCACGGAUUGGAGGCUCCUAGUGACUAUGAAAAGACUCUCAUUGAAGUUGUCGAUAACUAGUCUCUUCAUGACUGAGCCUGCUCUCAUUGAAGAGUUAAACGGUCCCCUAAUUCAUGGGGAGUAACUUGAAACCUCACUUCUGCAUAAUUUUUUUUUUAUGAACUGUAGAAUGCAGAGGCCUGUCAUAGCGAAGCGAGUUAUAUUUUUAAAUAAGUUAUUUUUUUAGCAAUGUUAUUGGGUGUGCGAGAAAAGGAAUAUAAUUUUCUUCACUUUGUACUGCUAAAGGUCUUGGCAACGUAGUGUAUUUGAACACAGCCUCAUUCUGGGUACCAUAUGUUAGAUUUAUUAAACAUGUUUCUUAGAGUUUA